Molecule: messenger RNA, 1987 nt
Organism: Chara braunii
Lineage: Eukaryota; Viridiplantae; Streptophyta; Charophyceae; Charales; Characeae
Source: the annotation of a GenBank genome assembly
GGUGGUUCUUCGACCAAAGCAAUUUGCCAGGCCAGGCCAGGCCAGGCCAGGCCAGGACGGGAGAGGGCAUGAGAGGAGAGGAGAGGAGAGGAGAGUGACAGGACGGGAGUGGGGAGGUGAGGAGAGGACAGGGGAAGGAGGAAGGAAGGGGGAGCAGGUUUUCGUCACGUUCCUCCUCCAUUUCCUCUUCGACUCGCAGGAAUUGGAGUUGUCGCACGGCGGCGACGCUGUGAGUGUGUGCGUGUGCGUGUGUGCCUGUGUGGGUGUGUGCGUGUUUGGUUACGCAGCAGCAGAGAGGAACCCGGAAGCCGACUGUGGACUUGUUGUCUGAACGCCGGACGGCUAUGGCGGCCGCGGUGACUGCAUGCGCCGGGAUCUCGUCCCAGGCCGCCGCAGAGCUGGGGCAAACAGCGCAUCUAGGGGGCGCGAAGAGUGAUGAAGCCUUCCGGGUGGACAGAGGCGAUGCAAGAGUGACUUGCAAGAAGGCGGACAUUCAUCCCAAAUACUUCAAGGAGGCUAAGGUCUUCUGCAACGGUCAAUAUGUCAUGACAACCUCUGGCUCUCAGCCUGAGUACAGGGUAGAAAUUUGGUCUGGCAAUCACCCCUUCUACCAGGGGAGCAGGGCGCCACUUAUAUCGGACGAUCGGGUUGACAGGUUCAGGAAGAAGUACGAGGGUCUUGGAAGUCUGGGGCAAAUCCCAACUUUGACAAAGGGAGAGAUUAUCAUUGAGAAGAAGAAGAAGCCUGCCAAAGGCAAAGGGGGCAAGAAGAAGUAGACCCCUAUUUUGCUGACCCCUUUUGUUUGCCUUUAAAGUUGGGCCUCAUCAACUCUUAUGUUGUCAACAACACCCCCCCCCCCCAACCCUCUCUCUCUCUCACACACACACUCACAUAUACAUAUCCCCCGCACCCUACCUGUGCUGGGUGUAUCUUUUUGGACCUUGCUGAAAGUCAGAUUGAAUGUCUUGUUACAAUCAAGCAGUUGGGAGGAGACGAUGGUGGUGGUGGGUUUCUCGCUUGCAUCAGUCGCUUAAAAGACGAGAGACUGUGGUCGUCGUGAAGGAGGGGGUCAGGUGUGACAGCCUGUGCGGUGAUGAGAGAUACUUUUAGAGGUGGGGACCACUUCAGAAUUAUAGAUUUGUUCCGAAAGAGGAAUUUGAUUGUGGAGCUCAUCAAGCUUUACGUCCAGCUCAUUAUCCUUUCCCUUCUCGUGUGCUACUAGAUGACCUGUUGAGGGCUUUGGUUGUAAAAAAGAGGACGAUGGAAACUGCAGAGACGGUGCAGGGGUAAGGGGGAGAGAGGAAGCACAGAGGGAAACUGCUCAGCGUCGUGCAGAGAAGAUUGCGGUGGAGAAUUGAAGUGACCGCAGGUCGUGAUUGUACAUUCUCCACACGAACACAGAAAAAAAAAAGAGAGGAAACCCUGCUCGGUGCACCUUGUCUUUCUCGGUGCUCUGCAUUUAAUAUUUCUCUCGAACCUAUUCUCUACUCUUACUCUCUACUCUCCUCUAGUCUACUCGUUUGUACAUCACGAGGUAGUGUUGUGUGGGAGCAGCGCACAGUUCUGGUUGGGAAUACUCUGCUACAACUUGGAGAUAAUUGUAAUGUUGUACCCAUCCUCUCCUUUUCCCCCACCAUACUGAUGAGUUUCAUUUGUUUCUCCAUGUUUUUUCACUGUUACUCUUUACUAGUUUUUAGUAGUUUUCCAUAAGCUUAAAAAAGAAAAGAAAAAAAAAAAAAAGAGUGGCAGCCUCUGUAAGAUGAAAGAAAUGUUUGCACCACUGCAAUUCACAGCGCAACUUGAUUAUGAAAUUGAUUGACAGACAGAAGCAGAGCUGACCAAGUUUGUCGACAGUGGGAACGAGUUAAGUGCAAUCUCUGUUUGCACAACUUCGUUUUUUUUUUCUGUGGCCACCAACCAUGACUGUUUUCACCGCCUUUUGUCUCCAUUGUUUCUCCGUCUUUUUUCUCCCUAUUUGCACCACUGC